This is a messenger RNA of Fragaria vesca subsp. vesca, 3403 nucleotides long. Its product is annotated as 2-oxoglutarate dehydrogenase, mitochondrial-like. Gene Ontology annotation, molecular function: thiamine pyrophosphate binding; oxoglutarate dehydrogenase (succinyl-transferring) activity. The coding region runs from base 51 to 3107 and encodes 1018 amino acids. The transcript is spliced from 9 exons. The record is from RefSeq and is a predicted model, not a curated record. Gene Ontology annotation, cellular component: oxoglutarate dehydrogenase complex; mitochondrion. Gene Ontology annotation, biological process: tricarboxylic acid cycle. Lineage: Eukaryota; Viridiplantae; Streptophyta; Magnoliopsida; Rosales; Rosaceae.
CCCGUCUCUUCUUUCUCUCUCUUCGCCAUCAGUCUUACCUUCAGGUAGCUAUGAGGUGGUUUAGAGCAGGGGCUGGUGUGGCAAAGCUUGCCGUUAGGAGGUCGUUAUCGACUAGCGGAUCCUACAAUGUGACAAGGAGUGUUGUUCCGGCGCAGAAUCGGUACUUGCACACCACAAUAUGCAAGUCCAAGGCGGAGGCUGCGCCGGUUCCUAGGCCGGUGCCGCUUUCUAGGCUUACUGAUAGUUUUUUGGAUGGGACCAGCAGUGUGUAUUUGGAAGGACUUCAGAGGGCCUGGGAAGCUGACCCCAAUAGCGUUGAUGAGUCGUGGGAUAAUUUCUUUAGGAACUUUGUGGGGCAGGCCUCUACGUCGCCUGGGAUUUCGGGGCAGACUAUUCAGGAGAGUAUGAGACUGUUGCUGCUUGUGAGGGCUUACCAGGUUAAUGGUCAUAUGAAGGCUAAACUAGAUCCUUUGGGCUUGGAGCAGAGGGAUAUCCCCGAUGAUUUGGACCCUGCGCUAUAUGGGUUCACUGAGGCUGAUCUUGACAGGGAGUUCUUUUUGGGGGUUUGGAGGAUGGCUGGGUUUCUUUCUGAGAAUCGUCCAGUGCAGACCCUUAGGUCCAUAUUGACUCGGCUUGAGCAGGCCUAUUGUGGGAGCAUUGGGUAUGAGUAUAUGCAUAUUGCUGAUAGAAACAAAUGUAACUGGUUGAGGGAUAAGAUUGAGACCCCUACGACGAUGCAGUAUAACCGGCAGCGCCGUGAGGUUAUUCUUGACAGGCUUAUUUGGAGUACACAGUUUGAGAACUUCUUGGCCACAAAGUGGACAACAGCAAAGAGGUUCGGGCUUGAAGGUUGUGAAACUCUCAUUCCUGGUAUGAAGGAGAUGUUUGAUAGGGCAGCAGAUCGUGGGGUUGAGAGCAUAGUUAUUGGAAUGCCACACCGAGGAAGACUGAAUGUAUUGGGUAAUGUUGUCCGAAAACCUUUGCGUCAGAUAUUUAGUGAAUUCAGUGGUGGCACAAAGCCGGUAGAUGAAGUUGGACUCUACACAGGGACUGGUGAUGUCAAGUAUCACUUGGGAACUUCUUAUGAUCGACCGACUAGAGGUGGGAAGAGAAUUCAUCUCUCUCUAGUUGCAAAUCCAAGUCACUUGGAAGCCGUGGAUCCAGUUGUUGUUGGGAAAACUAGAGCAAAGCAAUAUUAUUCAAAUGAUGUGGACAGAACCAAGAAUAUGGGGGUUUUGAUUCAUGGAGAUGGUAGCUUUGCUGGACAGGGAGUGGUCUAUGAGACUCUGCAUCUUAGUGCUCUUCCUAAUUACACCACCGGUGGGACUAUACACAUUGUGGUGAACAACCAAGUUGCCUUCACAACUGACCCAAUGUCUGGUAGAUCUUCAGAGUACUGCACUGAUGUUGCUAAAGCAUUGAACGCCCCUAUUUUGCACGUUAAUGCUGAUGACAUGGAGGCAGUCGUUCAUGUCUGUGAGCUUGCAGCUGAGUGGCGCCAGACUUUCCAUUCUGAUGUUGUAGUUGAUUUAGUGUGUUAUCGUCGCUUUGGGCACAAUGAGAUUGAUGAGCCAUCAUUUACGCAGCCUAAAAUGUACAAGGUUAUCAGGAAUCAUCCAAACCCUCUAACUAUUUACAAAAACAAACUUUUAGAGUCUGGACAGGUGACACAAGAAGAUAUUGAGAGGAUACAGAGCAAGGUUACUACUAUCCUAAAUGAAGAGUUCUUAGCUAGCAAAGAUUACGUUCCUCAAAGAAGGGACUGGCUUUCAUCCCAUUGGUCCGGGUUCAAGUCACCAGAACAGCUUUCUCGUAUCCGUAAUACUGGUGUAAAACCCGAGAUUUUGAAGAAUGUUGGUAAAGCAAUCACAGCCCUACCAGAAAAUUUUAAGCCUCACAGAGCAGUAAAGAAGGUAUAUGGAGAACGUGCACAAAUGAUUGAGACUGGUGAAGGCAUUGACUGGGCCGUUGGAGAAGCACUUGCCUUUGCUACACUGCUAGUAGAAGGUAACCAUGUACGAUUGAGUGGACAGGAUGUUGAGAGAGGUACAUUUAGUCAUCGACAUUCUGUACUUCACGACCAGGAAACAGGGGAAAGGUAUUGCCCUCUGGACCAUGUUAUUGCGAACCAAGAUGAGGAGAUGUUUACAGUUAGCAACAGCUCACUGUCGGAGUUUGGUGUUCUUGGAUUUGAAUUGGGCUACUCGAUGGAGAAUCCAAAUGCAUUGGUGAUUUGGGAAGCUCAAUUUGGUGAUUUUGCAAAUGGGGCUCAAGUUAUUUUUGAUCAGUUUUUGAGUAGCGGGGAGUCAAAGUGGCUUCGCCAAACUGGGCUUGUUUUACUGCUUCCACAUGGUUAUGAUGGUCAGGGACCUGAACAUUCUAGUGCAAGAUUGGAGCGUUUUCUUCAGAUGAGUGAUGACAAUCCUUAUGUCAUACCUGAGAUGGAUCCUACACUUAGGAAGCAAAUUCAGGAAUGCAAUUGGCAGGUUGUGAAUGUGACCACUCCUGCUAAUUAUUUCCAUGUCCUGCGUCGUCAGAUAAACAGGGAUUUCCGCAAGCCUCUUGUUGUGAUGGCUCCUAAAAACUUGCUUCGGCACAAGGACUGCAAAUCAAAUUUAUCUGAGUUUGAUGAUGUUCAAGGCCACCCAGGUUUUGACAAGCAGGGAACCAGAUUUAAACGCCUCAUUAAAGAUCAAAAUGACCACUCUGAUCUGGAGGAGGGUAUUAGAAGACUUGUUCUUUGCUCUGGGAAGAUUUACUAUGAGAUUGAUGAAGAGCGAAGAAAGGCCAGUGCAAAGGAUGUUGCAAUAUGUAGAGUGGAACAGCUUUGUCCCUUCCCAUAUGACCUCAUCCAGCGAGAGCUGAAGCGAUAUCCAAAUGCUGAGAUAGUUUGGUGCCAGGAAGAGCCAAUGAACAUGGGUGCCUACAACUACAUUGCGCCUCGCCUAUGCACCGCCAUGAAGUCAUUGAGCAGAGGAACUAUCGAUGACAUCAAAUACAUUGGCCGCGCUCCAUCUGCUGCAACAGCCACUGGUUUCUAUCAAGUUCACCUCAAGGAACAAGCAGACAUUGUGCAUAAAGCAGUGCAGCCGGAGCCAAUAGAUUAAAUUGAUUGGAGUAGGGGACUCUGACUGCUGGAAAUCAUACAAUAAUGUAUUUGCUUAGAUACUAUAUGAAAUGUCCUGAAUCUGUUGAUUCAAAACAAUUGCUUCAAAACAAUUGCUAUUGCUAUAUUUUGAUCAUCUAGCCACCAUGGUAUCCCAUCAUUCCCAUGCAAGUUAAUAGCAUGUCUAGUUUUGAUUGUUCUGGUUGAGAAUAAUGUGAAGCUGUUUUGUAAUAACACAAGGCUUGGUAACUUUGAAUUUCUGUUUGUUUGUUUAUUUAUUUAUUUACACUUUCAAGG